Messenger RNA from Balearica regulorum gibbericeps (East African grey crowned-crane), 522 nucleotides. The record is from RefSeq and is a predicted model, not a curated record. NCBI's taxonomy places the organism in Eukaryota, Metazoa, Chordata, Aves, Gruiformes, Gruidae.
AUGAAGCUUUGUCAGUCCAUCAUGGACAUGGAUAUGCCAGAUUAUGUCGACUCCUUGGACUCCUCUUAUACCAUGCUGGAAUUUGACAACCUUCGGGUGCUCCCCAAUAACACCGAGGUGUCUAACGGUCCCUGUUCUCUGCCGGCAGAGGCCAUCGCAGCUGAAUCGGCAAACACCAACCUGCUCACCAACGGCAUCGGCUCCCUCUGCUCCAUCUGUGGGGACCGGGCGACCGGCAAACACUACGGGGCAUCCAGCUGCGAUGGCUGCAAAGGCUUCUUCAGGAGGAGCGUCCGCAAGAACCAUGUCUAUUCCUGCAGGUACCUCAGACAGUGUGUGAUAGACAAAGACAAGAGGAACCAGUGCAGGUACUGCAGGCUGAAGAAGUGCUUCAGAGCUGGCAUGAAGAAAGAAGCGGUGCAGAACGAGCGCGACAGGAUCAGCAUUCGCAGGAGCAGCUACGAGGACAACGGCUCACUCUCCAUCAACGUGCUCACUCAGGCCGAGGCCAUGGCACAGCAG